This is a messenger RNA of Ilex paraguariensis (yerba mate), 573 nucleotides long. Lineage: Eukaryota; Viridiplantae; Streptophyta; Magnoliopsida; Aquifoliales; Aquifoliaceae. The record is from the annotation of a GenBank genome assembly.
AUGAAUUCCCUUGCAUCUGCAUCUCCUUCCCACCCUGUGGAUGGGAAUGCACGGAAUGGUAGAGUUGCCAUUACCACCUCUAUUCCCGCAUUGAUUUGCUCUGAUGGUUCCAGAAAUGCAGGAAUUGUUUCCCCUACUUCCAAUGUUCUGCCUGAAGGAACUAUUAAUGCCCCUCUUCCCACAACUACUGCUAACCCAGUUGUGGAAAUCCCUCAAAACCAGGUUAGGCCAGCGAUAGUUGCAGGUUCUUGGUGUCAAGUUGUUAAGCAAGGCAAAGAAGCUGCUCAACAUCCACAAUCGGGUGAGUCUUUCUCAAAGAUGAAAUUGCACUGCCCUAGAGUGAAACUCAACAAUGAAGGAACUCCUAAGGAUGUUGUCCAACAUAUAUCUAAAGGAGAUAAAGGAAAGGACAAAAUAACUGCCUUGAAUGAGUCAAGUGCAAUGAGAGAGCAAUCCGAAGCUCUUAACAACCUCCAAGCUGCUGAAUGCUCUGGUCCUCCCACCUCACUUGUUUUUCCAACUAAUGGUACCUUAUCUACCAUUCUUGAAGAUAACCAGCCAGCAUAUGGGUGA